Eremomyces bilateralis CBS 781.70 is the source of this 1443-nucleotide messenger RNA. RefSeq lists its product as uncharacterized. The record is from RefSeq and is a predicted model, not a curated record. Bases 141 to 1133 code for a protein of 330 amino acids. The transcript has a single exon. Lineage: Eukaryota; Fungi; Ascomycota; Dothideomycetes; Eremomycetales; Eremomycetaceae.
CGAGAAGUCGAGAACCUCUUGCUUCACUACAAUAGGAAAACCCUGUUAUUAAUAAUUAUUAGUGCCAUAGCACUUGCUCAAAUGCCGCUUGCGUCCGUCAUCUAUAGCCAAAGUCCAGGUUCAGAUCUUGGGGAAUCAGCAUGGCUUCUCACCGUCAGAGCAAGCCGAGACGCAUACAUUUGGUCCUUGACUGGGAUGGAACUCUAACUAUGCGGGAUACGAUGAGCUUCCUCUCAAAAUUGCCAGUUGUAUCGAGCACCUCGACAGCAUCUGGACACGCGAAUGAUCCAGCAGGACCGCAAGGAUGGGACGACCUUGUAGCCGCCUACUUAGACGACUUUCGACAACACCAAGAGGCGUACACACCAGCGCCGGACCAAAGACUCUCUGCAACUGAAGAGUCAAAGUGGCUCGCGAGCCUGAAAGGAGUGGAGGGCCGGAGUGCCGCCAGAGCCUUGCGGGCGGAUUUCUUUAAAGGUACCACCGAGACGGAUCUCCACAACCUGGCCAAGGACCUUAUUGAGAGCGGCGAACUCCAGUUAAGAGAUGGCUGGGACUCAGUGCUCCUGGAAGGCUCGAAAUCAAUGAAUCAGCCCUCAGCGUUUGACCAGGUCAAGAUUUCCAUACUCAGCAUCAAUUGGAGCGCUGCGUUUAUCCGGCAUUGUCUUCUUGAAGCAGCGCGGUCGUACCAGAACGUAAACAACGACGCAUUGACCCGAGCCAUCGAUCAUAUCGAGAUCAGCGCUAAUGAGUUUGUUUGCGGUUCUCAUCCAAGUACUGGCUCAGGGAAGCAUAUCAUGACCAGUGACGAUAAGCAUUCCCAGUUUCGAACCAUGACAGGCGCACAGUCGGCGUCAGAUCGGGAGUCCGCGUUCGAUAACUAUAACAUUUAUGUUGGAGACAGUUCAACCGACUUUGACUGCAUUCUUGAUGCAGAUGUCGGGGUCUGCGUUCAGGACAUCCCCUUAACGUCCACCCAGGCGGGUCUUACUGCAAUAUUCGCGCGACUCGGCAUUCAGAUAUUCCCUUUAUCAGACUGCCCGAGGCUGUUACCGACCCCGCGGCAGCUUGGUGUUUGGCGCAUUGGUAGUCUAUCAGAGAUUUGUACCUUCCUCGACGUUACUGCUGCCUAGUAAGAUUAUAAGGCAACCCCUUCUAGAGGACAAUAGGCGGGUAUGUCCACGGUAUGCCUGAUUCAGUCAGGUAUGAGGACGAAACGCCAGAGAGUCGAGGCUGUCAAUAUUACAUAGACAAUCAUAGGUGCCCGAGCACCGGCAUGGGCUGACUCAGGAGGCAUUGCAUCGCCACAUUGGCUUGUUAUGUAGACAGGGCAGCUUUCUAAGGUAUUGCCUAUUCUGUAUAUCAAUGGUUGGCAUUUUUCGGUAAAAUCACGUCUACCAUGCACCAGUAUCGCAUCGAUCGACCAUAAGAAGCUCUCGGUCC